Messenger RNA from Pteronotus mesoamericanus, 7243 nucleotides. RefSeq names its product G-patch domain containing 8 (gene GPATCH8). Gene Ontology annotation, molecular function: nucleic acid binding. The record is from RefSeq and is a predicted model, not a curated record. The coding region runs from base 743 to 5014 and encodes 1423 amino acids. The transcript has 8 exons. Gene Ontology annotation, cellular component: nucleus. Lineage: Eukaryota; Metazoa; Chordata; Mammalia; Chiroptera; Mormoopidae.
GCUUAAGAGAUGUCUGGGUUCUGUCAAAAGUUGAUUCUUUCUUUCUGUCUCUUUACACAGAUUAGUUUGGGAUAUUGAUGCAAAGCAAUACAAAAAGGAGAUUUAUUUUUAUGACUCAAAUUUUUUUAAAAUCUUCAUUUUUGAACAUUGUUUUCCUUUUGAGAAGCCCUUUAUUUUCUAAUUACACAGUCCAUUGUUAAAAUGUCUAAACUUGUCAGUAUUGUCAGUACUUAAUAUUUGUGCUUAAGUGUACAUAUUUAAUAUAAGGGUUUUAGUGAGUUAUUUGAGCUUGAGGGAAAAAUGAUCAAAGAGGGAGUCUCAGUCUUUUCAACAGUCAAGAUACCCCUUUUCUCCCUUUAAGAAACACUGGGUCCUUCCCCUCCCUCAGGAAAAUAAGGCGAUUUAGAGAGCACAGAUAUUUUUAUUUUAGCUUUUAUUUUCACAACUGUAAUAUAGUAAAGGAUCAACAUAUAUUUAUGUUCCUAAUUAGGUUGGUGUUGUGUGUUUGUGUGUGUGUGUUUAGAUGUUUACAGAAAUUUACACAACUUGGGGUGUUCGACAUUUUUCUUCCACAGCAGUUGGCCCAUAUUAGCUAAGCAGCCAUGAUCUGCCCAGUUUUUAAAGCCAGGAUAAUAUUGGACAUCGCUUACUCCAGAAACAUGGGUGGAAGCUGGGCCAGGGAUUGGGAAAAUCUCUUCAGGGGAGAACUGAUCCCAUUCCGAUUGUUGUCAAGUAUGACGUCAUGGGCAUGGGUCGCAUGGAAAUGGAGCUUGAUUAUGCCGAAGAUGCUACCGAACGGCGCCGUGUCCUAGAAGUGGAAAAAGAAGACACGGAAGAAUUGAGGCAGAAGUACAAGGAUUAUGUUGAUAAAGAGAAGGCAAUUGCCAAAGCAUUGGAAGACCUCAGAGCCAACUUCUACUGUGAACUCUGUGAUAAGCAGUAUCAGAAACAUCAGGAAUUUGACAACCAUAUCAACUCCUAUGAUCAUGCACACAAGCAGAGAUUGAAAGAUCUCAAGCAGAGAGAGUUUGCUCGAAAUGUUUCUUCAAGAUCCCGCAAGGAUGAGAAGAAACAGGAAAAAGCCCUUCGGCGCCUCCAUGAGUUGGCAGAGCAAAGAAAACAAGCUGAAUGUGCACCUGGAAGUGGUCCUAUGUUCAGACCAACUACAGUGGCUGUAGAUGAGGAAGGUGGAGAUGAUGAUAAAGAUGAAUCAGUAACAAACAGUGGCAUCAGUACCACUGCCACUUGUGGCCUGGGAUCUGAAUUCUCCACAGAUAAAGGAGGCCCUUUCACUGCAGUACAAAUCACUAACACCACUGGACUGGCACAGGCUCCUGGGAUAGUCUCCCAAGGUGUCAGCUUUGGCAUUAAGAAUAAUCUGGGUACACCAUUGCAAAAAUUGGGAGUGUCAUUUUCUUUUGCCAAGAAGGCUCCUGUCAAACUUGAAUCAAUAGCAUCAGUCUUCAAAGACCUCGCAGAGGAAGGGACCUCUGAAGAUGGAACAAAAGCUGAUGAGAAGGGUUCCGACCAAGUACUACAGAAGGUGGGAGACUCGGAUGGUGGUAGUAAUCUUGACGGUAAAAAAGAGGACGAAGACCCUCAGGAUGGAGGGUCCCUUGCCUCCACAUUAUCUAAGUUAAAAAAAAUGAAGCGAGAAGAAGGAGCUGGGGCUACAGAGCCAGAGUAUUAUCACUACAUCCCCCCAGCACACUGCAAAGUAAAACCUAAUUUUCCUUUCCUGCUUUUUAUGAGAGCCAGUGAACAAAUGGAAGGUGAUAAUAGUACACAAAAGAAUGCCCUGGAGAGCAAAAAAAGCAAUUCUCCCAAGCCUAAAAGCUUCAUCAAGGUGGCAGCAAGCCAAGGAGCAGAAAAGACAGUUAGCGAAGUCUCCCAGCAGCAGACAGAAACUGGUGUGGCUGAGCCCUCAGAACCUGGAAGCAAAGCUGAAACAAAGAAGACCUCAGGAGGGGAUAUCAGUGAGCAGAGUUUAGAGAGUCAGAGUCAGAAGUCUUCAGAGAUCCAAAUGUGUGAAUCUGACCCUUGUAAAGAAACCUCUCAGGCCACCCCAGCAGGAAAAGAAAGCCAUGAGGGACCCAAACAUCCUACUGGUCCCUUCUUUCCAGUUUUGAGCAAAGAUGAAAGCACUGCCCUCCAGUGGCCAUCAGAACUAUUAAUUUUCACCAAGGCAGAACCCUCCAUUUCAUACAGUUGUAACCCUUUAUACUUUGACUUUAAACUUUCAAGGAACAAAGAUGCCAGAGCUAAAGGGACAGAAAAGCCAAAAGACGUAGGAGGGUCCUCAAAGGACCCUCUCCAAGGCCUUGACCCUGAUGAGCCAAAUCAAAGCAAGGAAGGAGGAGAGAACAUAGAACAUUCCUCAGGAGAUAGGGUGGAUGCACCUGCUUCAGGGUCUGCCUGUCUCAGCGUGAAUAAGCAGGAGCCUGGCGGUAGCCAUGGAUCAGAAACAGAAGACACAGGGAGAAGCCUUCCUAGCAAGAAAGAACGAUCUGGCAAGUCCCACCGACACAAAAAGAAAAAGAAGCAUAAAAAAUCCAGCAAACACAAACGGAAACACAAGGCUGACCCAGAAGAGAAAAGCUCUAAGGUUGAGUCUGGGGAGAAGUCUAAGAAGCGCAAGAAACGAAAACGAAAGAAGAAUAAGUCAGCCCAGGCAGAUUCUGAACGGGGACCCAAACCAGAACCCCCAGGGAGUGGUAGCCCUGCUCCACCUAGAAGACGGCGGCGAGCUCAAGAUGAUUCCCAGCGGAGAUCGCUCCCAGGUGAAGAAGGAAGCAGUGGCAAGAAAGAUGAAGGUGGGGGUGGUGGCAGCUCCCAAGAUCAUGGUGGGAGGAAGCACAAAGGUGAACCUCCAACUUCAUCCUGCCAGCGAAGAACUAGCACCAAACGGAAUAGCCGUUCUAGCCAUCGGAGUCGACCCAGUAGUGGAGAUGAGGAUAGUGAUGAUGGUUCAUCACGCCGGCUACACCAGAAGUCUCCAUCCCAGUACAGUGAGGAGGAAGAGGAGGAGGAAGACUCAGGCAGCGAGCAUUCCCAUAGCCGCUCACGAUCUGACCGGCAUCAUUCCUCGCACCGUUCCUCUCGGCGUUCUUACUCAAGUAGCUCAGAUGCAUCUUCAGACCAGAGCUGCUAUAGUAGACAGCACAGUUAUUCUGAUGACAGCUAUAGUGACUAUAGUGAUCGAUCACGAAGGCACUCAAAGCGCUCCCAUGACUCUGACGACUCCGACUACACCAACUCCAAGCACCGGUCCAAACGGCACAAAUAUUCGUCUUCUGAUGAUGAUUAUAGCCUCAGUUGCAGCCAGUCCCGAAGCCGGUCUCGGAGUCACACCAGAGAGCGCUCAAGGUCCCGGGGCCGCAGCCGCAGCAGUAGUUGUAGCCGCAGCCGGAGCAAACGGAGAAGCCGUAGUACCACAGCCCACAGCUGGCAACGGAGCCGGAGCUAUAGCCGGGACCGCAGCCGCAGCACCAGAAGUCCUUCCCAGAGAUCAGGCUCCAGGAAAGGAUCGUGGGGUCACGAGAGCCCUGAGGAGAGGCGUUCUGGUCGUCGAGACUUCAUCCGCUCAAAAAUCUACCGCUCCCAGUCUCCUCAUUACUUUCGAUCGGGCCGGGGAGAAGGUCCUGAGAAGAAGGAAGAUGGUAGAGGAGGUGAUGGUAAAGGGUCAGGCCCACCAUCUCAAAACAGCAGUGUUGGUGCAGGAAGGGGGUCAGAGGGUGACUGCAGCCCUGAAGAUAAGAACUCCCUCACUGCCAAGCUGCUACUGGAGAAGAUCCAGUCAAGGAAAGUGGAGAGGAAACCCAGUGUGAGUGAGGAGGUGCUGGUCACCCCUAAUAAAGCUGGGCUCAAGCUUAAGGACCCCCCACAAGGUUACUUUGGGCCCAAGCUCCCUCCCUCUCUUGGUAAUAAGCCUGUCCUUCCACUGAUAGGGAAACUCCCAGCCACUCGAAAGCCCAACACUAAGAAAUGUGAAGACACUGGCUUAGAAAGGGGAGAAGAACAAGAACAGUCAGAGACAGAAGAAGGGCCACCAGGGAACAGCGAUGCCCCGUUUGGACAUCAGUACCCCCCAGAGGAGACAGCUGCCCCCUUAUCAGAACCACCUCCAGAAGAGCCAAAGUCUGAAGAAGCUACUGCUGAUCACCCUGUGGCUCCACUAGGCACUCCAGUGCACUCUGAUUGCUAUCCUGGGGACCCGACCAUGUCCCAUAACUACCUCCCUGACCCCAGUGAUGGGGACACCCUAGAGUCCUUGGAUAGUGGCAGUCAACCAGGCCCUGUGGAAUCUAGCUUGCUGCCUAUAGUGCCAGAACUUGAGCACUUCCCCAGUUAUGCACCUCCCAGUGGGGAGCCUAGUAUUGAGUCAGCUGAUGGGGCUGAGGAUGCUUCCCUGGCUCCACUGGAGAGCCAGCCCAUCACCUUCACCCCCGAGGAGAUGGAGAAGUACAGCAAGCUCCAGCAGGCUGCACAACAACACAUCCAGCAACAGCUUCUGGCCAAGCAAGUAAAGGCCUUUCCAGCUUCUGCUGCCCUGGCCCCAGCCACUCCAGCCCUGCAGCCCAUCCAUAUUCAGCAGCCGGCCACAGCCUCUGCCACCUCCAUCACAACUGUUCAGCAUGCAAUCUUACAGCAUCAUGCCGCAGCAGCUGCCGCCGCCAUUGGCAUUCACCCCCACCCUCAUCCCCAGCCACUUGCCCAAGUACAUCAUAUUCCCCAGCCCCACUUGACCCCCAUUUCUUUGUCCCACCUCACUCACUCAAUCAUCCCUGGCCACCCUGCCACCUUUCUCGCUAGCCAUCCCAUCCACAUCAUUCCCGCCUCAGCCAUCCAUCCUGGACCCUUCACCUUCCACCCUGUCCCACAUGCUGCCCUCUACCCUACCCUCCUUGCCCCACGGCCUGCUGCAGCAGCUGCCACUGCUCUCCACCUUCACCCACUACUUCACCCCAUCUUCUCAGGUCAGGACCUGCAGCACCCUCCCAGCCAUGGCACAUGAGUUGGUGGGAGCCCAGGUAGGACCAGGGAAAGUGGCCCAUAAGUCUUCCCUUGGAAGUGUUGAGCCAUUAAUACCAGCAAGUAGAAGCUGGGGUGGACAGUGUCUGAUAGCCAAAGAAUCGAGUUUUGGCUUGAGGGCUGGUUCUAGAUUGGAGGUUUGCUUUGGGUUCACUAUCAGGGAUUUGUUUUUCCCUUUUGUUCCUCCCUCUCCUGUGUUUUGAAGCUAGGAAACACCAGUUAGUGCUGCCCACCCCUUUGCAGCAGCAUCUCCAGACCAUCAGGUUUAGGUACUCCCCUUCUCCCUGUACUUCUUAACCUCUGCUCUUCCCUUCUAUAAAUUUUAAACCAUUUUCCUCCUCUCUGGCCAGCGGGUUGUCCAUCUGGUCCUGCCUUCCCAUUGUCUUUGUCCAUCCCUUGCUGACCUUACAUUAUCCAGCUGAGUUGAAAAGAGAGUCUGACCUAGAAUCAGAUGCUACUUGGGCUGUUUUUCAAUCCUCUUCCCACAUAGAGAGCCGCACAUUUGGCACUGUUGUCCUCAUGUCCCUCAUCCCAGGAGAGACAUCGGCAUAUUCCAGAAAAGAAGAUCCUAUCGUGAUUACAAGCUAUACGGGACAUAAAGUUGCUCAUGUGCUUCCCCAGAGAGGAGCUCGUGUGUCUGAAGGGUAUAUUUUCUCCUGUCAUGUUGAUGUUUCCUUCUUAAUUUAUAGGAUUUUUUUAAUGUAAAAAAAAAAAAUUGCACUGAACUCUAUAAAUGUAAAUGCUGCUUUUUGUAGCUCAUAAAAAAGGUUCCAUAUUUGUAGUAUACUGCAAUAAUAUUUUUUACAUCCAGCUCUUUAAGUGAUCCUUGUUCUGGUGGCUUUGUGUAAAUAUGUUUGCCCUAGUUGGAUUAAGAAACUAAAGGUUAUAAAAUGAAAACAAAAAAUAAAGUAUUUGUUUUCUGCUAGAUGCAAAAAUGACUAAGCAUGUAUAUUUUAUCAAGCUCAUGUAUUUUUUCGAAGUUAUGAACUAUAAAAAUGUUAAAACAGAAAAGGAACAUGGUUUAACAUUUUUGCUGGGACAAAAUGUUCAGUAAUUUGCAUUAAAUGGUGCCCCAGCACUGGGAUUUUUUAACUGAUGGGCAUCAGUCAGCUGGGAAUGUUGAGAGGAUACUCAGAUAUGACAGUCUCCCUCACGUGCUUUGCCGUUUUAUACAGAGAAACGGGCGGGCCCCACAGAGGAGGGAGACAUUCAAGAGCUUUAUUUGAAAGCGGCACGAUUCAGAGUGAUGAGGGGUUUCCUGGGUGCCUUGUUCUAGGCAGUCCAUUUGCCUUCCUAGUACUUAGCCUCCUCUGACAACUUUUUUUUUUGAUGUGCCUUUUGGGUUGGCUAGAAACAAAUAGAAGUGGACUGGGGGAUGAUAGAGUUGAGACAGUUUUCUUUUUUGUUGGGAGGUGAGCACAUUUGUAGAUAUUGCAAAUUCUUUUGCUUCAUAGUUUUCUAUGCUUUCAGCCCAACUUAAUUUAAGCAGUAAAGAUUCCUUUUUUUCUCUUCUGUGACAUCAUGAUACCUACCAGAGGAAGUACCAUCUCAAUUCCUCUUCCUCCUCUUGCCUUUCACCCAGGCUCAGACCUAACUCACGCACUGACCCAAAAGCGUUUAUAUUGCAGGUCUCAUCUUCGGUGUAGUUAGCAGUUCCCUGUUUGGCAAUUCCCUACCUAUUCCUGUGGCUAGAAUGGUUGGGUUGUCACUUACAGGGAAAUCAAACCCUGCUGUUUUGUUUCUCAAAUUCCCAAAAAGAAAAAGGUUUUGAGUUUAUGAGAAGUAAGUGCUGGGCAAACAGGGGUCUUAACUGACCCUCCUACCUUUUCAGUGCUUCUCGUAUGAUUCAGAAGCAUCACUCGUUUUGAUAACUAGCACUGGAAAAGUGAAAUCAUGUGUUUGAAGUGAAGGAACUCAUUUUUCUUUGCUCUCAGCCCAUGUAAAUAAUUUAAAUAAUACAGUAUUAACAUUUGUGCUGCUUCCCAUUAGUUUGUAGAUUGAGCCAUACUCUGGCUGCCUCUACCUUCCUGGGGGCAGUUUUCUUUAACUUCCAGAAUAGCGAUUUUAAAACUUAAAAAAAGAAAAACGAAGUAGCCUAUCCUUCCUUACAAGCAUAAAAGAUUGUAUUUAACUUUAUCACAUAUGAUAGAGAUAUAUAAGCUGUAAAAUUAGGGAAAGGAACUUUCUAAUAAACCAAUGAUUUGUGGAAACU